Messenger RNA from Pezoporus occidentalis (night parrot), 3254 nucleotides. RefSeq names its product lin-9 DREAM MuvB core complex component (gene LIN9). Gene Ontology annotation, molecular function: DNA binding. The transcript is spliced from 14 exons. The record is from RefSeq and is a predicted model, not a curated record. NCBI's taxonomy places the organism in Eukaryota, Metazoa, Chordata, Aves, Psittaciformes, Psittacidae. Gene Ontology annotation, biological process: DNA-templated transcription; regulation of transcription by RNA polymerase II; regulation of cell cycle. Gene Ontology annotation, cellular component: nucleoplasm; transcription repressor complex. Bases 602 to 1972 code for a protein of 456 amino acids.
GCGCCGCGCCCCGCCUCUCUGCCUUUCUCGCCGUGGGCGCUGUGCGGGGCCGGAGCCCGAGCCUCCUCCCUGGCAACCGGGCCGGCCCGGCUUCCCCCUGUCUCCGGCGUCGCCCCGCCGCUGCCGCCUCUCCCGGGUGAGGCCUCGGCCCAGCCGGUGGCGCGGGGAGGACAGCGGGCGGGGAGCUACUUCCCCGGGCUGCGACCCCCGUUGCCCUCGGGGGUGCUGGGGCUGGGUCCCCCCCGCCCCGCCCGGGUGAGGCGGCGGUGCUGGCCGGGAGUCACCGGCCGGGCGGGCGGGGUGCGGGCCGGAGGCGCGGGGAGCGGGGCCGGGCGAGGCGCACCUGAUAGCCUGGCCCGGCGGGGGUGUGAGGGCAGUGCGGGGCACGGAGCGUCGUGCCCCGGGGAGGGCCGAGUGGCCUGGUGCUCCUGUCCCUUCUGUCCUGCGGACGGGGAAGGAGGGCUUAUGUGUUUAUGGUUCUUCAGCGAAAGCACUUGUGAGCUUGAAAGAGGGAAGUUUAUCCAGUUCUUGGAAUGAAAAGUACAAUUCUCUGCAGAAAACACCAAUUUGGAAAAGCAAGAAUGCUGGUUCUGCAGCAGAAAUGAAGUUUAAUACAACAAUGCCAACACCGGACAAGAAAGCAUCACAGAAGAUUGGUUUACGGCUUCGUAACCUGCUCAAACUUCCCAAAGCUCACAAGUGGUGCAUAUACGAAUGGUUCUAUUCAAAUAUAGAUAAACCUCUAUUUGAAGGCGAUAAUGACUUCUGUGUCUGCCUGAAAGAAUCUUUUCCAAAUUUGAAAACCAGAAAACUGACAAGAGUAGAAUGGGGGAAAAUCAGACGAUUAAUGGGAAAACCACGGAGGUGUUCCUCUGCAUUCUUUGAGGAAGAGAGAUCAGCGUUAAAACAGAAACGACAGAAAAUAAGACUUUUGCAGCAGCGGAAAGUUGCAGACAUUUCACAGUUCAAAGAUCUUCCCGAAGAAAUCCCAUUACCACUCGUAAUAGGAACAAAAGUUACAGCACGUUUGCGAGGUGUCCAUGAUGGAUUAUUCACUGGGCAGAUAGAUGCUGUAGACACCCUUAAUGCUACCUACAGAGUCACCUUUGACAGGGCAGGUCUUGGAACACACACAAUCCCAGAUUAUGAAGUUCUCAGUAACGAGCCUCAUGAAACCAUGCCAAUUGCUGCCUUUGGACAGAAACAACGGCCUUCAAGGUUCUUUAUGACCCCUCCCCGAUUGCAAUAUACACCUUCACUCCAGUCUCCAAUUACAGACAGUGAUCCUUUAUUAGGACAGUCUUCAUGGAAAAACAAAAUUUCAGGCACAGAUAGUGAAACGCUAGGAGGUUUUCCAGUAGAAUUCCUUAUUCAAGUGACCAGGUUAUCGAAAAUCCUUAUGAUCAAGAAGGAACACAUCAAGCAAUUGAGAGAGAUGAAUACAGAAGCAGAAAAGCUGAAAUCCUAUUCUAUGCCAAUAGGCAUUGAGUUUCAGAGGAGAUACGCAACUAUUGUUCUAGAUCUAGAACAACUGAACAAAGACUUAAAUAAAGUUUUGCAUAAAGUUCAACAGUAUUGUUAUGAGCUUGCUCCUGACCAAGGCCUCCAGCCUGCCGACCAGCCAACAGAUCUGAGGCGUAGGUGUGAAGAGGAGGCUCAGGAGAUCGUCAGGCAAGCAAAUUCCUCAACAACAGGACAGCUUUGUGUUGAGAGUGAAAACUUAACUGAUCUUAUCUCUCGACUUACAGCAAUAUUACUGCAAAUUAAGUGUCUAGCAGAAGGAGGUGAUCUGAAUUCCUUUGAAUUUAAAUCACUAACAGAUUCAUUAAAUGACAUUAAGAAUUCAAUAGACUACUCAAAUAUCAGUUGUUUUCAGAAUAACGUUGAGAUCCAUGUUGCACAUAUUCAGAGUGGUCUGAGCCAGAUGGGAAAUCUACAUGCUUUUGCAGCUAAUAACACCAACAGAGACUGAACAUUUUCCUUCAAGUGUACAGCAAGUAGUUCUGGAAAAUCCUCUUCCUUUAUAUAGGCUUCACCAAAUAUCCUAACUGCCAGAAGAUAAGGGAAAGAAAAAACCUCUCACAAAGGACCCUUUAAAAUAUAUUCUGCUUCUUAAGAAAACCAGCAUUACUGGCCAGCAUUACAUUAGAUUUAUCUGUUUGUUAUUCACAUACAGUAGUUUUGCUAACUGGUAAUCUCUUAGUAACUGCAUUUAUUAUAAUAAACUUGAGGACAUACUUUCUUAUAAUUUGAACUUAAAUUCAAAUUAAAUUGAAUUUAAGUUUUUAAAAGUUCAGAUGAGUUCUGCACACCUCUUGCUGUUGACUCUCUCCUGGUAUGUUAGAAGUGACGAAGAGGAAAUGGCUCACAUUAGUAGCCACAUGGCAGGUCUUUGUUACGCUUCUGUGUAAGUAUGGGAGGUGCCAUUUCAGCCUUUGGGUAAUGUGGGUACAACACAGGCUGUGUUCCCCAUCUAAAGAAGCAGCAACAGGAUACGGAGCAGACAGCAAAGAGAAGCUGUAAACUUGAGGAUGCUGGGCAGGCCUAUCGAUCAGUCAGUGGCUUGUUGGAACUUUUAAUUUAUCGUAACUUAUAGGAGUCUGAUGAAGGAAUGUAAAAAAUGUAACGGAUAACUCUCCAGGAAGAGAUUUUUACCCUUCAGAGGGGGCAAAGUAAGUGCUUUAGCUGGUAUUUUCUAUAAAUGACUGGUUAAGCAUACUGUUUUUCCAAAUUUUUGUUUGUUUUGCACAAUUUUUAAAUGAGAUGACUGGUUAUCCACCAACACCCACCAGAUACAGAAGUACAAAGACUUUUAUAAUGGAAGAUAACCAGUGAAGUAAACUGCAAAAAGUGACAACCUGCCUACAGAGUACCUUUUGGAAUGUUAAACUUGUAAAAAGUGUGUAUUGGUUUGUUUAAAUAGUCUUGUAAAGCUUCUGUGUAAUGAAUUGUUUCCAGAUACAGAUUUUCAGAGAUAGCUGUAGAGAUGGUUUUUUGAUUCUUUUAGAUGCCUCAUUAAAUGAGGUCUUUUAUAUGUUAAUGUAUAAAGAAUAUGUAAACAGGAUUAUUUUCAAUUUUAAAAUUUUGUAUAGUUGAAAGAUGCUUCUGUAUUCUGUGUUGGUAUUGUGCCACUGCAAAACUUUAGUGCAGAGUUUCUAUUUAGCUAAACUUGUUCUGUUAAUUAAGAGAAAUGCAUAAAUCUUUUAUUCUCAAUGAAAUUUGUAACUCUGAAUAAAUUGACCUAUGAGAGUUGA